AUGCGAAUAAAUCGUUUCGACAUAGGGCCAGGUGGAGAUCAGACGGCCGCACAGUACGUCAAAUGCAGUCUCCAGAAGUUAUUGGAGACCGAGGAGCUCAUCGAGAACGACCCAAAAGUUCACUUGGAGGCGAUGGGCCUUUGGAAACAGUUUCACAAGUGCGGCACUGAAAUGAUCAUAACUAAGUCAGGACGGCGCAUGUUUCCACCGUUCAAAGUAAGAUGUACUGGAUUGGACAAAAAGGCUAAAUAUAUUUUGCUGAUGGAUAUUGUGGCGGCGGAUGAAUAUAGGUACAAAUUUUAUAACUCUCACUGGAUGGUGGCAGGAAAGGCGGACCCCGAAAUGCCAAAGCGAAUGUACAUUCACCCGGACAGUCCAGCAACAGGCGAACAAUGGAUGUCAAAAGUGGUCAAUUUCCACAAAAUGAAAUUGACAAACAACAUCUCUGACAAGCAUGGGUUUACAAUACUUAACUCAAUGCACAAAUACCAACCGAGAUUCCAUAUUGUGAGGGCCAAUGAUAUCCUGAAACUACCUUAUAGCACAUUUAGGACCUAUGUUUUCUCUGAAACGGAAUUCGUCGCUGUAACCGCAUACCAAAAUGAUAAGAUCACACAGCUGAAAAUUGAUAACAAUCCUUUUGCAAAGGGAUUCCGAGACACUGGAAACGGAAGAAGAGAAAAAAGGAAACAACUGGGAAUGCCUUCACAAAAGAAUUAUGAAAUUCUCAAAGGAGACAGGGCGUCUGAGUGUCAGACUGAAGAUUCAUUGAAAACCCAGAAAUCAACAGAGGACUACAAAAGUGAAAGCGAUCAGGACAGCAAGGAUGGAGGCGCCAUUGAAAAUGUCACUACCCCCAUCGAUGAACCAAAUUGUAAUCCACAUGUUACAAGGCAUGAUACAGUUCAUUCACGAAGGGACAUGUCAAGGACCGAUCAUUUAGAAGAUGGGCCUACAGAAAAGACUAACGUUUUAACUGGGGAAGAGCGUUCCCUCGAACCAGAGGACGCAAAGACAACGGACAUCUUCGAGCUUCCAACUGUGGAAAUUGAUCCAAGUGUUCAUUUACACAACGGUCUCUCGCCAUACUUUUCAUAUCCAACUGAUUUAACGAGACACUUCUAUCCAAUGAGUGUCACUCAACGCCUCCUACACCACGCGCACUUCGGGGCGAAGUUUGGCGCUGCAGGGAGAUCGAUGGACCAGGUAGUGGGGUCAUCUGGGAUGGCUGGCGAGAGUGCUAUCGCAUCUGUAAGAAUACCAGGAUUGCCGCUGACCAUUCAGCAACAUACUCUGCUUUCACAGAGUUUGACGGCAUCCCACCUUGGAGGGCUUUUUACCUAUCCAAACUCCUAUUUGACAGCCGCUGCUGUCACCAACGCACCAUCGAUUCCAACGGUCCACCCAGUGCGCGCUCAUGCCAGAUUCAGGCCCUAUUACAUUCAUGAAACUGUCGAAGACGACAACCUGAUCUCACCAGCAUCCACUCGCCCCUUGACCAACAUUGACUUAAAAUAUCGAAAUUCUUUGAUCAAUGUCCAACCGGGCAAUACGUUUGAAGUCAAGAGCGUGUCUUCGAUUUCGGGUUAUGGCCCAACGGCUUUACAAUAG
This is a messenger RNA of Hypomesus transpacificus, 1611 nucleotides long. It is a transcript of the gene tbx3b, whose product is annotated as T-box transcription factor 3b. Gene Ontology annotation, biological process: cell fate specification; positive regulation of DNA-templated transcription; regulation of transcription by RNA polymerase II. The transcript is spliced from 8 exons. The record is from RefSeq and is a predicted model, not a curated record. Gene Ontology annotation, cellular component: nucleus. Gene Ontology annotation, molecular function: DNA-binding transcription factor activity, RNA polymerase II-specific; RNA polymerase II cis-regulatory region sequence-specific DNA binding. NCBI's taxonomy places the organism in Eukaryota, Metazoa, Chordata, Actinopteri, Osmeriformes, Osmeridae. The coding region runs from base 1 to 1611 and encodes 536 amino acids.